This is a messenger RNA of Fopius arisanus, 1493 nucleotides long. RefSeq lists its product as uncharacterized. The transcript has 3 exons. The record is from RefSeq and is a predicted model, not a curated record. NCBI's taxonomy places the organism in Eukaryota, Metazoa, Arthropoda, Insecta, Hymenoptera, Braconidae. The coding region runs from base 29 to 1060 and encodes 343 amino acids.
AAAAUCAAAUUGUUAGAGUGAGUUCAUCAUGACGGCAACAAGUUUGGCUUUCGGUCUAGCUGUGAUGACAGUUAUCUGUUCAGUUGGUGGUCAUCCUUCAAAAGCAAAAAGAACUGUCAUUCUACAGCAGCCACUAGAGAUACAGGUGAAAGAGUCUCCUGGUGGAAGAGCAACAAAACUUAUUGUAGAAAGUUCUAAGCCAGUGCCUGAAACAAUUGACUUGCAUUGCACUGAAGUGAACAAAAAAAGUAUUAAAAGGGCGAGGUCUCCAAAGGUACUAGUAGAAGUAAAAGACGGCCAAGAUCCGACUAAUUCGAAAGAACUGCCUGUGAUACCAUUGUCAGAAUUAUCUGAAGACUGGGCUGCAAUAUUUCCAAGUAUGCUCGCAUUGAAUGCCACUAUUUCCUCAAUCGACUGGAGUAAAUACCCAGUUCUGAAUAAUUUCGGCGAUGCACCCGGAUCAAAGCCUAAUCCUGUCGUUCAAAAUUGUCUGAAUAAUCUGAAAAAUCCAUUGGUGGUCAUCAGGAAAAUGAUAAAGUCCAUCCUCAAAGAUAUUGAGGAUGUUAAUGGCGAUGUAGCCAUUUUGAAAGAAAAACUUGAUAUUUACACGGAGGAAUUCAAUCUAUGUGUAGAAAAUGCGGAUUCGAAUGUACCGAAUGAAAAUGAUUCGGACCCCUCCAAAGCCAAGCCGAGCACGAAUGGAUCACCGACCGUUGUCCCAGACUUGUUAACCAAUUCGACCAACCCAGUAUUGAUACAAUUGGUCAACAAUAUACUGUACAAUCUCCUAAGAGGAAUUGGGGCCAAUCUGACAGAUAUACCGUUAAAGGAUGGAAGCAUUGGACAGCCUGUAACGUUAAUAAUAUCCCCGUACCCAGAUGGAAAUUUGACAUUCCCAAAUGAAUCAUGCAACUGCCAUUGUGAAAAGGAUAAGGCAUUCGGUAUGGUAGCAUCGCCGUGUAAUGAGAAAAAUUGUUUGAACCAGCCUUCAUCCUUUGCCAAGUUAUUUCAGGGUGAUAACGAACCAGAAUCGAAUACUUCCGAAGUUGACAAAUUCUAGAAAGAAUAUCGUUGACGAUUUCCAGUAAAAAUCAAUCCCCCAACACGAUAAUUCUAUUUACUUCAAUGAAUAUUUAUUAUAACUAUUGAAUUCUAUAUGCAUAAAAACGUAUUUCUAUGGAAUUGUAAUCAAAGAAUGGGAGAUAAUUAAUUGGUUUAAAAAAUUGGUAUUAAUUUGACACUUUCCCUCGAAAAUUUUACGAUUAAGUAAUUGACUACUAUGACGUACAAAUUUUCACCUCAAUUCAGAAAAAUGUUAAAAAAUAAUUUCAACAGAUGCAAUCCUAUUUUUCACGUUCUGCCAGUCCCAAUUCGUUGGAAUUACUUCGAAUUCUGUCCACCGGCUUUUGCGUAAUUAAAUUCAGGUCAAACCUUGCAAUUUGUUGAAAAUUUGCUGCAUUGGCUUUGUUUUGGCGCACGGAUAUUCUUAUAAG